UCAUCUGCCAAGUUCGAAUAUCAAAUUCAAAUCAACACGUCAAUGAUGCACGCAGAAUUCAGAAUUUUAGAUUCCAAAAAAAGUGUAUAAUACAUAUAUUGUUUUAUAUAAAACGAAACGAAUUUUCAUUUGACAAGGUCGUAUUGUGACAGAAAAGCUUCACCAGCAAUAAAUAUUCAAUUCAGGGGUGUAUAAUAUUAUUAUAAAUUUUAGAAAUGACUUUCAUACCUAGCUGGGAAGAGUUUGAAAAAUCGGCAGAAAUGUUGUAUUUACGUGAUCCGAAAAACACACGUUACAGUAUCAAAUACUCACAUUCAAAAGGAGUAUUUCUUGUGAAAAUCACUGAUAACAAAAAGUGUCUUCAAUAUAAAACUGAAGUUCAACAAGAUGUGAGAAAAAUAGACAACUUCAUUUCAAAUUUAAUCAGACAUAUGGCCUCUAAUGAAGUAUAAGCAAUAAAAAAGGAACUUAAAAA
Molecule: messenger RNA, 475 nt
Organism: Zerene cesonia (dogface butterfly)
Lineage: Eukaryota; Metazoa; Arthropoda; Insecta; Lepidoptera; Pieridae
Gene: Srp9
Product: signal recognition particle 9 kDa protein
Exons: 2
Coding region: 216-452 (78 amino acids)
Biological process (GO): SRP-dependent cotranslational protein targeting to membrane; negative regulation of translational elongation
Cellular component (GO): signal recognition particle, endoplasmic reticulum targeting
Molecular function (GO): 7S RNA binding
Source: RefSeq, a predicted model, not a curated record